Drosophila elegans is the source of this 6221-nucleotide messenger RNA. Its product is annotated as ras-like protein family member 10B. Gene Ontology annotation, molecular function: GTP binding; GTPase activity. The record is from RefSeq and is a predicted model, not a curated record. Lineage: Eukaryota; Metazoa; Arthropoda; Insecta; Diptera; Drosophilidae. The transcript has 7 exons.
GUUGGUGCUAGUGCGUUCGUCUGGGUCGCAGGACCGCCAAAGCCCUCACCUCCAAAGCCCCCCACGCCCCUUCACGCCCACUUGAAGUCAGACAACGACAAACGUCCACUCCUUUGGUUCUAGUUCUUUUGCUGCUGCUUGUUAGUGUUAAAAGCACGCAGUGUCACGGGGCAUGAGUGCGCCAAAGCCAAAAGAAUUACCACUGCUGCAGACACAACUGCCCCACAUACACACACAAACAGCCAGAGAGGUGGAAAUGGAAAUGUCUGAGGAGAAAGCGAAAAAAAAAAAACAAGAAAUGUCAUUUGAAUAGUUAAGGAGCAGCCAGGAACAUAUAGAAGUAUUUCGUGGGCCUCUGCCCGUGUGUGUGUGUCUGUGCACGGAUUUAUGCAGCACUAGUUACAUAAGCCAUCAUCAUCAUCGGCAGCAGCAGCAGCAGCAGCUUCAGCAUCUGAAGACAGCCAAAGGCAUCGUUAGCAUCAGCCAGCUGCCAUAAGUAUGCUAUGAAUUUCGCUUUGCACUCAAAUACUUGACUUGAGAGAAAAGGGAAUCGGGGGAUAAUGCCGCCGAUACAGCAACAGCGAUGAAAAUCGCAUUAGCAUUAGGAUGUGAUAACAGCUGCUACUCGACCAUCAGCUGGCAUCGACAACAGCAGUGGGUUUCUCCCACAAUUACCAAGGCAACAAUUGUUGUUCAAACUUUGGAUAACGCAUACGCACUGUUGCACUUGAGUUGUGCCCAAGUCGAGGCAUAAUGAUUGUUAUUGGGUGCCAAUGGUUUUCCAAGAACUUAGCUGGCAAUGCCCAAUGAGGCAUUAAAAGUCACUUGGUUGGCCGUUCGUUUUAUUGGGUAAUGUAGACAAAGAAAUGCAAAUAAAAUCUAGACUAAAAAACAAAAAAAAUGGUUAUUUGCAUUUGGUCAAUCUUAGCAAAAGCUUUGAAAAUUAAACAAAAAAUUGGUUUAUAACGAUGACAAGUAUUUGACCGGUUUUUAAAGCUAGUUUUCAAGUCAUUUAACAAUUGCAGUUCCUAAUUUUAGUCCAACUUAAAUAUGCUUAGAACAUUAAUCAAGAUAAGAUUAUUUAAUAUAUCCAUAUACAAAUGUAAUAUUAUAAAAUAAUUUGGAUAAAAACAGCCAAAAAGUGAAUAGCUUCUUGAAUUUUUAAGUAAUAAAAUUAAACUUCAUAAUUAAAAAACAUAAUUAAAAAUUAAAUUACUUAGAUUUCACAUUGUUCAAAUUUCAGUACACUUUUUCGUUGUGUCAUAGUCUAAGACAAAAUUAUCUUUACUUGCAAAAUAUAAGAAAGGAUCGAAACCAACUUCAUAAAUUAAGCUAAGAACAAUAAUGUUAUCUUGUUUUAAAAUAUCAACAAAGUGUACGGUUAAAAAAACAAUAGGAUUAAUAUAUGAAUAUUCUUGACAUAUUUUAAGCUUUUUAUGGUUAACAAUGAUUACAAAGAGAACAAUACCUUAAAUUCGUUGAUAAAAAGAUUCGUUACCAAAAGAUUAAAGAAGAGUACAAUUAUUUAAGUUGAUUCAGAACUUCAACUAAUGCAAGUUUUAUCCAAUAUCGUAUAAUUAUUUUUGGAAUACGUGAGUAUUGCAGAAACACAUUUCCUAGUCAAUAAAAGGUAUUUAAAGUUUCUUAAUACACGUGCAACCGAUAUCUUCUUAUCUAAACUUGCUUCUAUCUAAUAUGCUCCCUUAUUUACGACACCUUUUAAAAUUAUCACCAAAUUGGCUACAAUGCAUUCACAUAAUGCCGUUGCAGCCAAUUGGCGAAGGCGGCAAGUGAGACUAAUAGUUUCAGCAGCACCAUUUGAAGCCGGAAGCUGCAGGGUUUUUGCGUUUUAACCGCAAUCAGUAGGAAGCUCAUUAAAGCCAAAAGCAACAACGGCAAUACUGAAAAUAAGCUGAAAGUUUUCCACCAGAAGGAGAAGCAGCUUCGAGAGGAAAGUGGUAGGAAAUGCUGAAGCAAAUGAGCGUAGUCUAGCACAGCGUGUGGGCGUUUGUGUGUGCGUGCUGGGGCGUGGCAAAUUGGGGCAUCAGAAACAUGAUAAGGUCUCAAAAUGUUACCACAAAAAUCCAUUGGGAAGUACAGAACAUUUUCAUUCUGUCCGGGGUGUUGGAAAUUAAACCGCAAUUAAAUUUGCAUUAGGCAAUAAAAACAAAGCGGAGUGGCCACUUGUUGUUGUACUUAUUGUUGUCUCUGCAGCUAAUUACAAGAAUUUUGCGCAGCCGAGUCGAGCGGGAUUAAAAAACAAUAGAAAUGCCAGGACUUUAAAUGCCUUUUCAAAAGUGCCACAAACACAUGUACAUAAAAUAAUAAUACGAGCAACUUUUAAGAAUAGAACACAAUUAAAAGUUAUUAUGUCGCUGCCAACAUGAGUAAAAAAGUCAGCAAAUGAAAAUAAGCUGCAGCAACACAAAGCCGAAAAUAAACAGCAAAAAAAACGUUUUCAUCAACUAAAAGUUAAGAGCGGGAAAACAUAAUAAGAAAAUCAUAAUGAUGAUGGAUUAACUGUUCCCAGUUGUUGUUGAUGUUGUGAGAGUGAGAAAGCGAGAGUGUGGGAGGAGCAGCGGAAGUCGCAGCAGCAGCAGCAGCAACAUCAACACAGCAGCAACAUCAGCCCAGCAGCAACACUGCAACAGCAGCAGUUACAGCAACAAACGCAAAGUCAGCACAUAUUAAGGAAACAUUAAGCAAUAACAUAAAACUGCAGCCAAUUUGAUUGCUACUCUGGCCUCGAUCAUUUCGAAGCUAGCUGCUUAGCUUCGGCGUUGCUUCGUCUUAAGACUUUUACUUCUAUCCAAACGAGUACCGCAAAAUCAGUCAAGCUGGCGUCGUUCAAGCAGAAAAAUAACAAUAAUACUAUAAGCAAUUAUAAUAAUAAUAUAAUGUGGAGUAGUACUAUAUCGCCAACCAACUCUAAGAAACUAUUGAUCGGUAGCACACGAAGCGUUGAUUAUGUCGGUGAUAGUGCAAGGACAACAGCAGGCAACAACAAAUCAGGAGCAGCAGCAGGAGCCAAAGGAUCAAAAGCCAAAGCCACCGCCAUUGCAGCCACAGCCACAGUCGCAGCAGCAGCGAACACAACAAAGAUCUCAAUUGAAAUGGAGCUUCAUAUACAGAAUAAGUGCAUUUCGGCAUAGCGCAUCACUCUGGAGGGUGGUGCGGAGCCGCCAUGGCUGCAGGGCCCCCUUAAAGCCGCAUUUUUGGGGGCUACUGGCGUCGGCAAAACAAGCAUAUUACAGCAAUUUUUCUACCACGACUUUCCCAGUGCUCAUCAGACGACAACACAUCGCAAGAUUUAUAAAAACUGUCUGGUCUGCGACACCUGGAUACGUGAGCUGAUGGUACUGGACGUUCCGCCCCAGAAGCGAUUUCCGGCUGACAACUUCGCUGAAUGGAACAACGGACAUCCGCUGGGGCUGCGAACGGUGCACGCCUAUGUCUUGGUCUACGACAUGGGCAAUUUGGAAACAUUUCAGUACUGCCGCUCGAUGAGAGAUCAAAUCUUGGACAGUUUCAGUCAUCGUGAUUUUAGCAUAAUUGUGGUCGGCAAUAAAUUUGACAAUGUGACUGAGGCGCAGGCCAACUCGCAGGAGCUCAAGGAUAUUUCCACGCUGGUGCGCAAACAUUGGCGCUGCGGCUAUGUCGAGUGCUCGGCGCAAUACAACUACAAAAUCGGCGACGUGUUCCGCGAGCUGAUGGGAUGCACCAGCACGGGAGGAGGCGGCGGUGCCGGCGGAGGCGUGGCCGGGGUCGGUGGCCUGGUUGGCACUGAGUACUCACAAUCAACUAGGAAUAAAGGACGCUGUACAAUACUUUAGCAAAUGUUGCAUAAGUUUUUUAAGCAAACGCUCUGAUCUGGCGCAUUACAACCGAGUGAAUUCGUUACGAGCAGCACAUGCUUCCACUGGGGCAAGGUGGCGUAUACGCAAUCUCCAAGGAGGACACACAAAGAUGACAUUGUUGCCCCUUGCUGAUGCAACGCUGGCUGCUGCAUAUUUUAACAUAUAUUUUUUUAGUGGACACACUCCGCAUUCCCGAAUCCCCACCACCUCAGCUCCUUUUGUUUGCCGUUAUUAUAGCAUUUUUCUGGCUGCUUUUAUGGGCGCUUUUUGCUGUGCUCAUUUGAAUGGCAAUGGGACCGGCUGACUGGCUGACUGCCGGACGGAGGAUACAUUUGGCCAGCAGCAUCGACGUCUGGGUGCGACUCCGGAUUCUUGCUGACAGCUUUUGUGCGUCGCAUUUGCAAUUCAAUGCCAGCGAGCUGGCAGGAAUUGCAGUUGCCAUGAAUAUGCAGCGAUAUCCGCAAAGUGCAGCAACAAAUGUCGGCGAAAAGUUUGAUUUCUUUAUGGUUAUUAUUAUCGUUGUGGCUAUUAUUUCAGUCGUGGAACGUAAAUAGGCAAUUAAUCCCACCAUAAUUUACAAUACAUUUUAUGUACGAACGAAUAACCUUGUUAUCGAAACAAACCAAAGUCGUAUAAGUACUCGCAUAAGUAUUAGUAGUUAACCUUAGCUAUACACAUAUAUUUAAACAUACUUUAACGUUGUGAUCAUUUCAAGAAUUAGUUCUUAAGGCCACAAACAAAACGUCAGUUAAUGUCAAGUAAAGUCAAGUCUCCGAAACUGAAUUACAAGAAAUUCUUAAUAUUAGGACAAGGUACGAUUAAGAGCAGUUUAAUAAAUAGCCUUAAGUAUUUGGGAAAACGACCGAAGGCGGUAAAAUCAAAGAGUUACAAUCAUGCCACCAAACUCCUCAUAAUUAUCUGUUGCACAUCCGUGAAAAUGUACGUCCUCCAAAAAUGUAAUUGUAAUUAAAUACAAUUCGAGGCUCUCCAUAUGGCACUCAAUAAUCGCAUCAUUCCAAAAGGAUUCCAACAUCUUCAUGAUUUUGUUAAUUUAAAUUUUGAAAAAUAAAAAUCACUUUUGUCGUGAGGGAGCCGUGAUCAAGAAGCCUUAAGAACCCAGAAGCAAAUAUUUCAUAGUAAACCUUAGACUAAAUUAAGAUUACAACUUGAUUGAAGCGCACAAAAAACGACGAUUGUGUUAUUAUGGCAUACUCGAAAUUAUUAGAUCAUAGGUUAAAGGUCAUAGCAACGUUUGUGCAUCGUAUUGUAGUGAUGACAAACUGAUCAUCUAGUUAGGUAGUGUGUCACUAUACUGCUAUAUCUGCUGGACAUUGCCAACUUAAUUAUAUUCAGUGCUGAUCCACGUAACACAUACAUACCAUGCCGAUCUCUUUCUUUACCUCAACAACAAAAACAACUCAAACUACUCAAAAGAAAAGCAAUCAAGGCUGACUUUGUACAUAGAGAUUUCAAAGGAAGAACUUUGCGAAAAGCUAUGGAAACCGACUUUUACAGCAAUAUAAGUAAGCUCUAACUGAUAUUCAAGGUAGAUAACUGGGCGCACUGCCAAAAAUUGGUUCCACUCCCAGUUGAGUGUUCGGCUAAGAUUAUAUGAAUAGUUAAGGUAACGCAUAAUGAAUACGAAACAAUUUUUUGAAAUUAUUUCAAGGAUAACCAAUGCAAAAUCGAUAAUAAUGCAAAAGCAAAUAAACCAUUAUUGUUAUAAUUAAAAUUAUUAAAUAAAUAUUUGCCGGCUUUGAUAAAGGACAUAUACCAUAAAAAGAUAAAUAACAAUUAAAUAGCAGCUUAAAUUGCUUACUUGUUAAACUGAUUCAAACCGGAAAUUUUCCAGCAUUCGCAUCUGUCACCGAACUGAUCCCAACUUGAGAAAUGUGUUCAUAACAUGUCACUUUCCAAACUGAAAUAACCCAUUAUACACUUGCAAUAAACUCUUGGCAAGUAAGCAACAGAAAAGCCCUAAAAUCGACAUAUUUAUAUGGAACAUACAUACCUAUACACAUAUAUAAAUGUAACGAUAAUUGUACGAGUUUGGUUCAAGUUAUUGUCUUUGAUUUCCAACAUUUAAGGAUUCGUCAAAAUGGCUGUUAAUUUUUGGAAAAUAAAAAUGCUAACGCAAAACAGUUGAAGGGUAUUAAACAACAGAUAAAUAAACGCAACAAAGACAAUUGUUGAAUUAUUUAUAUUUAAGCAACGCGUUGCCUGCGACAGUUAAAACAAGAGGAGAAAUUAGGUGUAGCAACUUAACAAUUAAAGUCUACAAAUUAAAAUAUGUAUUACCGAAUCAAAUGCUUCAGCCGCUUGUUGUUUGUUCAAACCAUUCAAACGUAAUUAAUUUUAAGUGAA